Penicillium concentricum is the source of this 624-nucleotide messenger RNA. RefSeq lists its product as uncharacterized. Bases 1 to 624 code for a protein of 207 amino acids. The record is from RefSeq and is a predicted model, not a curated record. NCBI's taxonomy places the organism in Eukaryota, Fungi, Ascomycota, Eurotiomycetes, Eurotiales, Aspergillaceae. The transcript has a single exon.
AUGCAGUACAAGUCUCUCGCAACCCUCCUCUUUGCCAGCAUGGCUAUGGCCGCCCCAGCCGACACCAGCCUUGAACCUGAAACCGGGGACUCAGAAUUGGGUUUCGAUAUGCCUCCCUCUAUCGCCGUGGUUCUCGCAACCGCCGUCCCAACCUCAUUCUGGGCCGAAGCCACCAACACCGCUGAUUUCCUUUCCCAAGUUGAGCAAGGAAUCGUCUCAAACUCCUGGCCAACUUGGUACAGCGGUCUUCCCGAUAGCGUGAAGGAGUAUGUUACCACUGCAGUUGAGGACUACUAUCCUUCUUUCGCGUCGUCCAUUGCUGCCCAGAUCACCGGCUCUGGCGCGAGCAGCUCCAAGCCUAGCAGUGCCGAGGCCACCUCCACCGCCGCCUCCAGCUCUGGUGCUUCGUCUUCUGCUGACUCUACUUCUGCCGAUUCUUCUUCUACUGUCACAGACUCAUCGUCCUCUACUGCCACCGGAUCGGACGCUGCUUCGUCCUCGGCUUCGGCUUCGGCGUCCGGCUCUGCUGCAUCCAGCACUGCUGAUGGUGGUGCCGCCCCUACCGGUAUCGCUAUGAGUCUUGCUGGUGCCGCUGGUGUCCUGGGUCUUGCUCUCGCCUUGUAA